AGACCGCCAACUUUAGCUGCUCGUAGUGAAUACACGUGAGAGGAUUGCUGUAGGACUGGCAGUUCCCGCUAGAAUAAUGAUAUUAGUAGUAUUUUUCGUUUUAUUUUGUGUGGUGUCAGAUGCUACGGUGCACAGAUUAAACGUGCCCAGAGUACUAUUGCCCGUAUUUAAUGAUUUUGCUGUGAAUUUCACGCUAGAAGUGACCGAUGGUGCUUGUUAUCAAUGGUCAACAUCUCGCGUAGAUAUCAUUCAGCUAAUUCCCAUAAACGAGAAUGUAGAGAGGACCUGUUCAUCGGCUAUUCUGAUUCAAACAAUAACAAGAGAGUCCAGUAGAAAUACUGCAAUAGUAUUGGCAGAGGAUGUGAAUACGGGACAGUUUUUAAGAUGCGACGUUAUAGUAGAUGCAAUCUUUUCUUUGAAUUUGGUUACAACUACAAGAGAAUUAUAUAUAGAAGAAGCACCAGAAGCAUUUGAAGUAAGAGCUUAUGAUGAACAAGGAAAUGAAUUCACAACUCUAGCUGGAGUCGAAUUCCUCUGGACCAUAGAAAAUGCUGACAAACGGAUCUCCGAUGUUAAAGUUGCAAGCAAUAUUUUAAGAUUCAUGACUUACCAGGAGUCACAGUAUGAAACACCUCCAACCGUUGCUGCUUUAGAUGCAGUUGGCAAGAAGGGGCAUAUCGUACUAUUGGAAGGAAUAAAAACUGGUACUGCGAAAGUGUCAGUGAAAUUACCAUAUCCAGAAUACAAACAUGUACCACCAAUAGAAGUAGAACUGAUUGUCAUAGCUAAUUUAAUUAUCAUUCCAUCGGACAUAACGGUAAUGGCACACGAUAGCUUUAAAUACAAAAUAAUGCAAGCUCGUCAGGGACGCUUAGAAGAAAUAAGCUUACCAUCCAGUCAGUAUUAUUUAGAAGCUGAGAAUCCAGAUAUACUAGAAAUCGACAAUGAUCACGAUUGCGCUUAUGCUCGAUCCUUAGGGCGCACCAAAGUCUUUUUGCAUGACAAAAACGUCCGCGAUGAAUAUCCUGUUAUUCUGCCAUCCGCUACAGUUACUGUGAACUAUGUAGCCUACAUUACUCUUGCAGUUUUACCUAACAGAAAUUGGGGCUUGAUUCUUGGCCACACUCACGAGAUCGUAGUUGAAUUGUACGACAGCAAAGACCAUAAGUUUCAUAUCGGAGAAGGUGUGGAGGUAUCGAUGAAGAUAGAUGAACAGCACUUCGACACGAAUUUAAUAACUCAAAAUGGCACUUACGCUGUCGGUGUACCCAUUAUGUGUGGGACAAUGACUAUCGAAGCUACACUUUAUGGUAUAAUUGAUAAGCACGGCAAAAAGAUCUCGCUCGCGGCGCAUCCAACUACAAGAGCUGAACUUUUGAUUCACACUCCGGUUAUUAUUCAGCCUAAAAUAUUGGCUGUUCCAUGGGACUUCAAAGCUAAAUCACGUUACGACAUUGUAUUAAAAGCGAGCGGAGGUGAUGGAUCAUAUGUAUGGUCAAGCAGACAUCCGUCUACAGUGACAGUAUCUCAAAACGGAGGAAUUAGAAUUUUAGCAGCGGGAGCUACGGAAAUAAGCGUCGCAAUGACACGGAAUCAAUACAAUAAAGAUACAGCAAAGGUAUACGUUCUCCCACCGUCAAAAUUGAAAGUGGUGGAGUACAAUAUGGAAGCAGCAGUAGGAGAACCGAUUUAUCUUCAUAUUGCGUUAUAUGGAAAACUAAUCAAUGAAACAGACUCCAAAGAGAUACCUUUUAGCGACUGUGGAGAUAUUCAUUUUGAAACAUACAUUCCGGAUGGUAAUUUUAAACAGAAUAGCAGUAAACUUGUAGACCCCGUAAGCACCGCGUGUGCUGUAAUAGCAGUCACAAGUAUGGAUGUUGGCACGUCUGAAAUAACGGUAGUAUAUAACGCUAAUGGUCAAUAUUUAACCGAUAACAUCACCGUAUCGGCCUAUGAACCUUUGGAAGUGGUACAUCCGAAUAGAAGAGAAACUUUACUGGCUGUGGGCUCUUCGAGGAAAAUUAUUUUCAAAGGCGGACCUCAUCCAUGGUCUGACAAACCUCAGAGUUAUCUACGGAAAGUCGAGGUGUCCGAAAACAAAAUUAUUGAUGUUACAGAAUACGGUGAUUCUGUGGGUGGGUUGUACAAGGUAUCGGUAAUCGAAGUAACGUGCAAAGCUCUGGGUGAUGUGGUUUUAACUUAUACGAUCUCGAACGUUCCUUUGCUGCCGAAUUGUAAAAGUACAUUCGCAACACAAACGGUGCGAGUUAUUUGUGGUAAACCGAGACAUAUUUAUCUGCAGCCAGAAUUUGAAAACAGUAAAAAUUGUCCUAUCAGUCUCAAUACCGAAAGAAUAAUGGCACAUAGCGAUAAAAGCUUGAAACUGAUCACUAUCGUGAAAGACGAAGAGGGUAGGAUUUUCGAUAACAUUACCAGCUUACAGAUUGACUGGAACUUGAAGCCCACAUCUAUAGGUUCUGUAGAGAUGUCUUCCGGUUCGAUAGAAGAGACGUUCACGGACAUGAACGUGGUUUUACCAAAGCACUACUACCAAAAUGUUAAUUUUAAAAAGCAUUCUGGCUCUCUUGCAUUAACAGCUACUGUUACGGGCUACCAGAAGUACAUUCUGAGCAAGUUGAAGAUCAUCCCUGAGUGGUCACCCUUUGCAACCGAGACUGAAAAAAAGAUCUACCAUCGUAUACAAGCAUCCAUAGAAAUAGUUUUAGUUAAUGAUACUAGUAUCAAUCCUAACAGGUUGAUGGUAUUGAACGAUCCCAGCGCAAAGUAUUAUCUACAGGUCAGUCAAGGUUCUGGUUACUAUGAAUUUGUAUUAAGCGCUGACGACAUAGCAGAUAUUCGCUACUUAGAGUCAACUAAAGCAAUUAGCAUUGCUCCAAAGAAAUCGGGAGUAUUGAAUUUGGCCUUGGUCGAUCUAUGUUUGCCGUCGAAAUCGGCCGAGGCUAUUAUCGAAGUGCAGCAGCUUGCAGUCAUAGAAAUAGAGACAGUCAACAAAAUUGAGAAAGGAAAGUGCAUUGUGGCUGCAUUGGAACUUUAUGACACAAACGGUCACAUCAUAAAAUUACCAUCUUUAAAUGCUCUGGAAUUUAAAGCAGAGAUUGACAACGAAUGUAUAGAAAUUAAACAAUUGCCUGCUAGUGAACACGGUAACCCUCCUUAUAGCCGACUGUUGUAUAUGAUAUAUGGCAUGGCAGAAGGAGAAUCACAAUUAACUUUUGUGAGUAAAGGGGGCGACAGAGAAAUACAGAGUGAAUCUGCAACUAUUCAAGUUUUCCUUCCUUUGAGAGUUUUUCCAAAGAAUUUAACGAUUCUAGUAGGAACUGUUUAUCAAGUCCAGACCACUGGAGGUCCUUCGAAUGCAGAGGUUGAGUUUUCUACGAAAAGUAAUGAUAUUUUGAGCGUCGAUCGUUACGGCAUAUUCGAGGGGAAGGCAGUUGGUCAGUCAAAACUUAUUGUUAGGGCCAUUGGACUCAAUGCUAAAGGAAACAAAGUCAUCUACUCUGAAGAUUAUGCCGACAUACACGUGUUGUACCUCGAAGGCGUAAAAAUUGUUGUGCCGACAAGUAGAAUCAAAGUUGGUGCAACGUUUCCUCUUUGGGCUUUCGGAAUCCCGGAAUAUUUAACGCCGCUCAUUAUAGGCUCUAUGCAACUUCCAUUGAUCUUUAUGUGGUCUUCCAGUGACUCUAAUUUGAUCACUUUACACAACAUGUACGAGGGGACUGGUAUUAAUAUCAGAUACCAAAAUGAAGUAUCUUUGCGAGCCAAGGCAGUUGGACCAGGACUGGCGACCAUUUAUUUAAAUGUUACAAUGCCCUCUAAUAUAUUAGCAGGCUUUAAAAAUGACAUAACGUUUACUACAUUUGUUAAGGUUGAAAUUUUUGAAGAGUUGCGUUUAACAUAUCCAGGAUUGCCUUCAAGUGUACCGGUGAUAUUAAUGUCUCCCAAUUCUGUUUUAAAACUUCAAACGAACCGUGAUAGACAUGGCUCAACUACCUAUAAGGUACUGUCGACCCUGCAUGGAAAUGACUCGGAAGACACUCAUGUAACACCAGCAUCGAAGACUGUGGUUGUUGACAAAGAUGGUGUUGUAAAAGCCGGUGAAAACUCCGGAAAAAUAGUUAUCUCUGUCACAAACACAGAGGCCUACAACUUAAAACAGUCGAUGAUUAUUAUCGUUGAAAUCAAACCGGUUCACUACAUGAUGUUGUCGUUGAAGACGAUUCUGCGAAUUCGAAAUGGAGAAGAGUUAAAUAUGUUGCCCAAGGGUAUGGCACUGGACUACGCACUAGAAUAUUAUGAUAAUGUCGGGACUAAAUUUCACGCUGCAGCUGUAAAUGCUAAAACAAUGCUGAAUCGCGCCGAUCUAACCUCAUUUACUAUAAACACUAAAAACGUGGUCUCUGCUAAAUUCAUUGAAAAUGGAGACCUCGUUGUGAAGGCGUUCAAUGAAAAAUAUCCCAAUGGAAUGUUCGAUUAUGUACACAUGAUGAUUGGAGACAUAGUCUUCCCAACAAAGACAACGCUAACCGUAGGUGACAUAGUGUGUUUCUCGAUGCCACUUUUAUCUUCUGACGGAGAUCCUGGUUAUUGGCAAUCCUCCGCUCCUGAUGUUUUGACUGUUGAUCCUAUUACAGGAAUAGGAAGAGCAAAGAAUUUGGGCUAUGCAAUUGUAAAACACAGUCUUGCGACUCAUAUGCAAGGUGAAAUUGAAGUCAAUAUUCAACCUAUCGCAAAGGUAUCCAUUGUUCCAUUGAGGGGUCGAAAUAUCACGGGAAUUGAAACAUUCAGCGUUCCUCUUGUUCUCAAGAGUAAGGACGAGCAAGUUAAAGAGAACAAUGUAUUGUCCAGAGGUCUAGGCGGUUGUAGAACAUUUACUUCGUUUGGAUUGAAUUCAUUUCCUUACACAUGUAAUGUGCAACUGGUUUCACCCACUUCAUCUGUGGGAGUGAAGGACUUGUUUCUUGUUAAACCACGGUUCGAUAUUUCAACUGGCUUUUAUUACUGCGAUGUAAUACCUAUGGGCUCACCAAACAUAAUUUCCAGCACAUUCGAAAGUCGCAUUCAAAUAAGCGCUCAAAGUAAGGACAUCGAAGCUACUCCAUUAGAAGUAGCAUAUCUACCACCAGUCUAUAUAGAUGCUAAAGAAAUUAUUUUUAUCAAUACUCAUUCUCAAACGAUUCCAACUGCUACACUUGAAAUCUAUGGCCUGCAGUCUGUUCUAGAUCAUCUCACGAUCGAUGUGCCCAAUGGAAUGACCGUGUCUGCACGGCAGUAUAUUUCAAAGUCAACAAUGCAGUAUAAAUUACGGUUAAUGCAUAAUCAUGAUGAAAUUCAAGGUCAAAAAGUUAUCGUCGCAAAUGAUGUGACGAAACAGAAUAUAUCUCUUUUCGUACGCGUUACAAAAUACGAAAAUUUCAUACCUCUGUCUGGAAUUCAUUGGGUGGAUUACAUGUAUUUCCAUCGUUACACUUUCGGAACGUUUGCAGUCGUUGUAAUAACUUGUUUUUAUAUAUGGAAGAAUAAAAUGGCGAAUAUUGAUUUAAAUAUAAAGAAUAGGACAGUUUUCGCUGACAAAUGUCCUCCACAAUUAAAGAAAACUAGUACCCCUUGUUCGACUACAAUGAAUAGUACAAAUAUGUCUACCCCGCGAACUCCCAUAACACCAAUAAGACAGUUUUCGGCGUUUGAUCCGGUUUAUGGCGAUCCUCGUGGUUUUUACUCAGCAAGCAAACGAAAUAGAUCAUUAAACACAUAAUUAAAAGUGAUAAGGUAUCAUCUUUAAUGUGAAGGUACAUAGUACUUACAACUAAACUGUUGGGUACUCACUAGUUUCAUUUUGAAACAAAUAUUUGAUUGUCAGAAACUGGUGCCUUAAUUGAUUGCCAUUGCAACUCAUUUUCAUUACGAAACCAAUUGAAGACUUAAAGAGAAGUUUGUUACAUUUAGCGAUGAUACAAAUAGAUACUAACUUACGGACACAUAAGGACAUGUACAUUCUGUAAUAUAGAAUCUUAAGUUAUACAAUUUUAUACUUUGAUAGAAAAACUGACACAGGAUUUUAAUGCAGGUAUGUUUCUAGGAUGCGUUCGAUUAUAUUUUGUUUAGAAAUUUGAGGUAUAUGGUUCCUAGUCAUAUAGCUGAUAAUUUACGUGAUCACAAUGAUACUAUAAAUUUACUUACAUAGUACACAUGCUUUCAUGUGUUAAUACAAAUAUAGUAACUACAUUGCUUUUUUUAUAUAUAUAUGUAUAUUUUAUUAUAAUUUGUCUUUUAUUAUAAGUAAUUAAUUUUCCAUAUAUUUUGUUAUAAACGGUCAUUUCAGCGUAAAUAUGAUUUCCACUUAUAUAUUAAGAUAGAUGUAGACAAUCUUGUGUAAGUACAACUGUAUGAACAAUGUAUAUUAUACACUGUAAAAAUUAAAAGCGUUUUAUAGUACAAUUUA
Molecule: messenger RNA, 6460 nt
Organism: Megalopta genalis
Lineage: Eukaryota; Metazoa; Arthropoda; Insecta; Hymenoptera; Halictidae
Gene: Gp210
Product: nucleoporin 210
Cellular component (GO): nuclear pore
Source: RefSeq, a predicted model, not a curated record